Molecule: messenger RNA, 747 nt
Organism: Pedinophyceae sp. YPF-701
Lineage: Eukaryota; Viridiplantae; Chlorophyta; Pedinophyceae
Source: the annotation of a GenBank genome assembly
AUGUCGCGUGGAGGGGCUUCCGGCUACGACCGGCACAUUACGAUCUUUAGUCCGGACGGCCGGCUGCACCAGGUGGAGUACGCGUUCAAGGCGGUGAAGCAGGCGGGCUUGACGUCGAUAGGCGUGCGCGGCGUCGACACGGUGUGCGUGGUGACGCAGCGCAAGGUGCCGGACAAGCUGAUCGACCCGACGUGCAUCGCGCACUGCUUCAAGAUCACCAGCAGGAUCGGCGUGAUGAUGACCGGCGUGCCCGCGGACAUCCGCUCCCUCCUCCAGGAGGCCCGCCAGAAGGCCGCGGACUUCCGGUUCACGUACGGCUACGAGAUCCCCGUCGGCGUCCUCGCGAAGCAGAUGGCGGACAAGGCCCAGGUCUACACGCAGCACGCCAUGAUGCGCCCGCUGGCCGCCGUGUCCAUUUACGCGGGCAUCGACGAGGAGGAGGGCCCGCAGCUGUGGCGCGUGGACCCGGCCGGGUACGUCGUGGGCUACAGGGGCUGCGCUGCGGGCGCCAAGGAGCAGCCAGCCAUCAACCACCUUGAGAAGAAACUAAAGGACGCGGGCGGCGCGGACCUGUCGCGGGACGACACGAUCCAGGCCGCGAUCCUCGCGCUGCAGACCGUGCUGUCGGAGGACAUGAAGGCUGCGGACCUCGAGGUGGGGGUUGCGGGCGGGCCGGACGGGUCGUUCCGCGUCCUGCGCGACGAGGAGGUCGAGGAGCACCUCAUCGCGAUCGCGGAGAAGGACUGA